Messenger RNA from Thunnus maccoyii (southern bluefin tuna), 1952 nucleotides. RefSeq names its product glucosidase 2 subunit beta-like. The coding region runs from base 124 to 1494 and encodes 456 amino acids. The record is from RefSeq and is a predicted model, not a curated record. Gene Ontology annotation, cellular component: glucosidase II complex. Gene Ontology annotation, molecular function: protein binding; calcium ion binding. Lineage: Eukaryota; Metazoa; Chordata; Actinopteri; Scombriformes; Scombridae. Gene Ontology annotation, biological process: N-glycan processing; liver development. The transcript is spliced from 15 exons.
UGUUUCAGGAAGCCGGGACAUUGUGUAAACCUAGAUGUUGGGAGAAUAUCAUGAGUUUGAAACGCUUUUGAGCGGGUUUUUGUGCGGCAUGUGAGAACAAACUUUACACUACUGCCUUCGGACAUGCGUUUCCACAUUAUUAUCGCCGCUGUCUUUUGGUGUGGUUACGUAGACUCGCGGAAAAUAAGGGGAAUAUCUUCGUCCUACAAGCGGUUCUACAGGGAGAGGAAAUCCUUCCUGUGCAUCGAUGGGUCUAAAAUCAUCCCCUUUGAGCAGGUGAACGAUGACUACUGUGACUGUGAGGAUGGCUCUGAUGAACCAGGCACCUCAGCCUGUCCUCGUGGCCGAUUCUACUGCACCAAUCUGGGUUUCCGCCCACACUACAUCCCGUCAUCGCGAGUCAAUGAUGGCAUCUGUGAUUGCUGCGACGCCUCAGAUGAAUACAACAGCCACGCUCACUGCCAGAACUCUUGCUGGAAUCUGGGACAGAGAGAAAGAGAGUAUGUGGAGGGCCAGAUGAGGACCUUGGACGAGGGUUUGCGACUCAAGCAGCAACUGAUUGAGGAGGGAGUGCUGCUCUGGAGGGAGAAACAGGCCCAGCUUAGAGAGCUUCAGCAGGCGGCUGAGGACCUUCAGAUCAAAUUAGAGGAACACAGAAGGAAGAAACACGAGGCUGACAGACUCAAAGAAGAAACAUUAAAGGCACUGGAAGCAGGGGACAGUGGUCUCCAGCAUCAGUACAGCACAAUAACCAGCGUUUUCCAGUUACUGGACAGCAAUAAAGAUGGCAGUAUAACAGUGGAUGAAGUCCAGGAUAAAGUGGCACUCAUACAGGAUGAAGAGCGGGUUCUUUCUGUGGAUGAAGCAGUGUCUUUGCUAGGAGGCCAUCAGAUGGAUCUCACCAGCUUUCGGCACACGCUCUGGGACAUCUUGAGAACGGGAGACAGUGUCAAGAUCAAAGACGCACAUGGUGCACCAGGCAGUCUUGUGGGUGAAGAUCCUCAUUUGAAGGCAGCUGACAGAGCUGCGGAGUGGGAGGCGACCAAUCUGAAAAAGGUAGAAGAAGCCUAUGAGACAGUCAACCUGGAAAUAAGUGACCUACAGAAGAAGCUGGCCAUAGACUACGGAACAGAUUGGGAGUUUCUGUUUCUGAACAGUCAGUGUUAUAAGCUGAAAGUAUAUGAGUAUACUUAUACCCUGUGCCCAUUCAAUCAAGUCACACAAAAGAGCACUGCAGGAACAGAGGUCUCAUUAGGGAAGUGGGGAAUGUGGGCAGAAACACCAAAGAACCAGUACAGUCAGAUGGUGUAUGAGAACGGAGAACCUUGCUGGCAAGGCGGUUCACGCAGCACUACGGUCACACUGACAUGCGGAACGGAGACAGCCUUGCGAUCGGUGAAGGAGCCCAGCAAAUGCCAGUACAUCAUGGACUUUCAGACUCCUGUGGCCUGUCAGCCGGUGCCAAAGCAGCGGGGCAUACACAGUGAACUCUAACCCCUUCCCUUACUGGCCUAGCCUAGAUUAACUUAGUCUCCCCCCCCACCUCUCUUGGCUAGCCUGCGGUGACAGGAUUGGGUCCUGAGGGUCCCCUCUGACAUCUGUGUUGUCAGAGCAUAUAUACUUCCAAGCAAGUCUUGCUAAGGUCAGAAUCUGAUUUUCAGUAACACUUCGACUGGACCAUUUUAGUUUUCAUUGAUUGUUACAGUGUUACUUUAUGUUAAUAUUUGAUUAGAGCAUUUAUUGAAUGAUUUAGUGAAGACAAGUAUUCCUAACAUUGCAGUAUAUUCCUAAUACAGGUUUACAAUUAAGGCCCAACAACAACUAUGUAAAUAAUUGAAUAAAUAAUGUGCAACUAGAUUAACUGCAGUGUCUAAUGACAUUUCCACUGAUGUAACUGCUGUAUCAAAUAACUGCUUAUUCAUAAGCACAAAUAAAAGGACUGUGUACUUUUA